Messenger RNA from Electrophorus electricus (electric eel), 1236 nucleotides. Lineage: Eukaryota; Metazoa; Chordata; Actinopteri; Gymnotiformes; Gymnotidae. The record is from RefSeq and is a predicted model, not a curated record.
AUUAAUAUUUUAAAACAGUUCAACAGCCUGGAGCAGCUCUGCAUUAACUUCACAAAUGAAAAACUGCAACAGUUUUUCAACCACCACAUGUUUGUGCUGGAACAAGAGGAGUACAAGAAAGAAGGAAUUGACUGGGAAUUCAUUGACUUUGGUAUGGACCUGGCUGCCUGCAUUGAGCUUAUUGAGAAGCCAAUGGGCAUCUUCUCCAUUCUUGAAGAGGAGUGCAUGUUCCCAAAGGCUACAGAUACAUCCUUUAAGAACAAGCUCCAUGACCAGCAUCUUGGCAAAACUAAGGCUUUCCAAAAACCAAGGCCUGCCAAGGGCAAGGCAGAGGCCCACUUCUCCCUGGUGCACUAUGCCGGCACUGUGGACUACAACAUUUCUGGCUGGCUGGACAAGAACAAGGACCCCCUGAAUGAGUCUGUUGUGCAGCUGUACCAGAAGGCAGCAAACAAACUUUUGGCCUUCCUUUAUGCAGGCCAUGCAUCUGCUGAGGCUGAAGGUGGUGGUAAGAAGGGCAAGAAGAAGGGUGGUUCCUUCCAGACUGUGUCUGCUCUGUUCAGGGAGAACUUGGGCAAGCUGAUGACCAACUUAAGGAGCACACACCCUCAUUUUGUGCGCUGCUUGAUCCCAAAUGAGUCAAAGACUCCAGGUCUGAUGGAGAAUUUCCUGGUUAUUCACCAGCUGAGAUGUAAUGGUGUGCUGGAGGGUAUCAGAAUCUGCAGAAAGGGAUUCCCCAGCAGAAUUCUUUAUGGUGACUUCAAGCAAAGGUACAAAGUCUUGAAUGCCAGUGUCAUCCCAGAGGGACAGUUCAUUGACAAUAAAAAGGCUGCAGAGAAACUCUUGGGCUCCAUUGAUGUGGACCACACCCAGUACAAGUUUGGACACACUAAGGUUUUCUUUAAAGCUGGUUUGCUUGGUACCCUUGAGGAAAUGCGAGAUGAGAAGCUGGCAACUUUAGUGACCAUGACUCAAGCUUUGUGCCGUGGCUACCUCAUGAGAAAGGAGUUUGUCAAAAUGAUGGCGAGGAGGUAUGUGUAUGUUUAAAUAAAGAAUGUGCCAAAUAUCAUAUGUCAUGGCAAUGACACUACAGUAAUUAAUAUACAAAUUUAGAAUGUAUAGUCUAAACUAGAUUCUAACCUGGAUCUUGAAUUCUAGAGAAUCCAUCUUUACCAUCCAGUACAACAUCCGCUCAUUCAUGAAUGUGAAACACUGGCCAUGGAUGAAGCUGUACUU